AUGGCAGAGGAUAUGUUGUCACCAUUUGACAAGCUGGCUCUGGACACCACUGACCAUGCUGUAACUCGAUCCAUGCUGCUUCUGUCGCAACUUAAAUCCAUGCUAAUUGCUACCUACACAAGUGGGCAAGUGGGUCGAUCUAUUUGUUCUGGACUAGCUUAUUAUGUGACAAAUAAUGCUGGUUCACAACGGGUUCAACAAUCUUGUGGUUUUAGCAAGGGAUGUAUCUUUUUCAAGCAGUCUUAUCACUUCAUAGAACCAAAGAAUGAAAUUAUUCCAGAAUUGAUCUCGGGAAGAAUUUUUGGGUUGGAUUAA
Molecule: messenger RNA, 315 nt
Organism: Dovyalis caffra
Lineage: Eukaryota; Viridiplantae; Streptophyta; Magnoliopsida; Malpighiales; Salicaceae
Source: the annotation of a GenBank genome assembly